CCUUCCCCCGCGAGCGGACGCGCCAGCGCCUCUGUCUCGCUUUUUCUUAUUUUCUCCCCCUUUCCCCUUCCUUUUCUUUUCUUUUUUCCCCUUCCCCCCUUCCACCAUUUCCCCUCGGAGGCGCUUCCCUCGGGCAGGGGCAGAGCCGGCCUCACCCCGCGCCUCUCCCCGGCCCCCGCCGCCCUAUGGCGAGAGGGCGCCCCCUCCUCACCCGGGCACCAGCGGCGGCGGUCGGAGGAGCGGGACCGGCGGCGGCGGCCUCGGGCCCAGGGUCAUCAUGGAAUUAGUUCGCUGAGUGACCCCCCUCGGCCGCAGCCGUGCGUCCCGCCCGAGUGCCCGCGCCCGCCGGCCCGGUUUGCCCUCUUCUCCCUCCUCAGACGGCCCGGCCCUGGUCCCGCGCGCCCUGCCGCCGCGCGCCGAGGAUCAUGAAGUGGUAACGGGCCCCCGGAUGACCCCGCGUCACCACUGUGAGGCCUACAGCUCCGCCGGGGAGGAGGAGGAGGAAGAAGAGGAGGAGAAGAAGAAGAAGGUAGCUACAUCAAGCUGGGUGGCAGGCAGAUCCAAAGGGAUACCAUGAAGUUUCCAGUACCUUUGGAAAACCAGAGAUUGUCUUCCCUGUUGGAAAGGGCAAUCUCCAGGGAAGCCCAGAUGUGGAAGGUGAAUGUGCCGAAAAUACCUACAAAUCAGAAUGUUUCUCCAUCCCAGAGAGAUGAAGUAAUUCAAUGGUUGGCCAAACUCAAAUACCAGUUCAACCUUUAUCCAGAAACAUUUGCUCUGGCAAGCAGUCUUUUGGAUAGAUUUUUAGCUACAGUAAAAGCCCAUCCAAAAUAUUUGAAUUGUAUUGCAAUCAGCUGUUUUUUUCUGGCUGCUAAGACUGUUGAGGAAGAUGAGAAAAUUCCAGUGCUAAAAGUAUUGGCAAGAGACAGUUUCUGUGGAUGUUCCUCAUCUGAGAUUUUGAGAAUGGAGAGAAUUAUUCUGGAUAAAUUGAAUUGGGAUCUUCACACGGCCACACCAUUGGAUUUUCUUCACAUUUUCCAUGCCAUUGCAGUAUCAACUAGGCCUCAGUUACUUUUCAGUUUGCCCAAAUUGAGCCCAUCUCAACAUUUGGCAGUCCUGACCAAGCAGCUGCUUCACUGUAUGGCCUACAACCAACUUCUGCAGUUCAAAGGGUCCAUGCUUGCUCUGGCCAUGGUUAGUCUGGAAAUGGAGAAACUCAUUCCUGAUUGGCUUCCUCUUACGAUUGAACUGCUUCAGAAAGCACAGAUGGACAGCUCCCAGUUGAUCCACUGUCGGGAGCUGGUGGCAUAUCACCUUUCUGCCCUGCAGUCUUCCCUGCCUCUAAAUUCCGUUUAUGUCUACCGUCCCCUCAAGCACACCCUGGUAACCUGUGACAAAGGAGCAUUCAAAUUACAUCCCUCCUCUGUCUCAGGCCCAGAUUUCUCCAAGGACAGCAGCAAGCCAGAAGUGCCAGUCCGAGGUCCAGCAGCCUUCCACCUUCAUCUCCCCGCUGCCAGUGGGUGCAAGCAUACCUCUGCUAAACGGAAAGUGGAGGAGAUGGAGGUGGAUGACUUCUACGAUGGGAUCAAGCGGCUCUAUAAUGAAGAUAAUGGUUCUGAGAAUGUGGCUUCUGUAUGUGGUACUGAUUUAUCGAGGCAAGAGGGCCAUGCUUCCCCCUGUCCACCUUUGCAGCCUGUUUCUGUCAUGUAGUUUCAGGUGUCACCUUCCAGUGCACACUAAGGCUGACUACUCGGUGAGACUAGAAAACCAGGAAAGGCUGUAGAGAAGGGCAUGUGCUUUAUCAGACUGAUUGAAGUGAGCCAGGAGAAAAGAAAAACUCUUAUUCUUUCGUGCCGUUACUUAAAAAUUCAACAUAAUUUAAUAUAAAGGCAUAUAUUUAUAGACUCAAGAUCCAAAAUAUAUUUAAAAGCAAAGCAAAAGUUCUUUGUACUAUGUCAGUUCCACCAUUGUUAAAAUAAGUUUGCCCCAUGUCAAAAAAAAAAAAAAAUGUUUAGUGGAAAGUUGCAAACUCACAGCUAGGAACCUUGUUCCAGUGUCCUUAUUUUCCUCUUGCCUUUUCUUGCCUCGGUUGAAUACUUAACUAAGUUGUGUGCUUGUUGAUCUAUGUAUUCUGACUUCACUCGAGUACCACCCACCUUUUCUUUUAAAGUAAUUCAGUAAGUAAUAAUUAUUUUUGUGUGGCAGCCAUGUUUAAUCCAUAGUUCAAGUAUGUUAGUUUGAAAAGGGCACUUUGAAGCUAUCCCCAUGAAUCAGUGGCAGUAGGAAAAGUUCUCUUUUUGUGUGUCUUAUUUCAGUUUUUAGUUUAAAAUUAUUAUUGUCCUUUUUUUGUUUAUCUUGAAGCUUAAAAAAUGGCAUGUAAUUAGGACAUUUUAAGCAUUUUUGACAUUUAUAUAAAAGAAUUUCUGAUAAAGUUAAUAUAUCCAGGUGCUCACCAAAGAAACAUGUAUGUAACAUACACAUAGGUUUUUGUAACUGAUCUGUUCUUGCUCAUUUAUAAUCAGUAGAAGCAACUGUCUAGAUAUUGGGGCAGCCCUGAUUUGAGUCUGUAACUUAUAAUUUAAUUCAGUACCCUAGUUUUAUAUUAUGCCAUUAGGAUUUUCUUGAUAAGGAGUUAUUCCCUUGUUUCUCUCUGAGUAACUUCUGGACCCUGAGCUCCCUUCAGUCUGAAGGCACUGCAGUCGGAACCAUGGACUGCUGAUAAAGCCUCUGGUAGCAAUAAAAUGUUGUCCUUAA
Mus pahari (shrew mouse) is the source of this 2751-nucleotide messenger RNA. RefSeq names its product cyclin I (gene Ccni). Gene Ontology annotation, biological process: mitotic cell cycle phase transition; regulation of cyclin-dependent protein serine/threonine kinase activity. Gene Ontology annotation, molecular function: cyclin-dependent protein serine/threonine kinase regulator activity. The record is from RefSeq and is a predicted model, not a curated record. The transcript has 7 exons. Bases 574 to 1707 code for a protein of 377 amino acids. Gene Ontology annotation, cellular component: cytoplasm; cyclin-dependent protein kinase holoenzyme complex; nucleus. Lineage: Eukaryota; Metazoa; Chordata; Mammalia; Rodentia; Muridae.